GAGGCACGUGUGCAGUCCCGGAAGCGGCUGCGGGAAGCUGCCCAGCGCGCGCCUCGGGAGGAAGCGCAGCAGGGUCCGCUGGGGUCGGGUCCGGCUGGACCAUGGAGCCGUUGCCUGAGCUCGCGCCCCGGCCCGGGCCCCGCUGUCUUCUGCUUCUCUCCCUGCUACUCUUGCUGCUGCUGCUACUGCCGGCCCCGGAGCUGGGCCCCGGUUCGGCGCACGCCGAGGAGACCGACUGGGUUCGACUUCCCAGCAAAUGCGAAGUGUGUAAAUAUGUCGCCGUGGAGCUGAAGUCUGCUUUUGAGGAGACAGGCAAGACCAAGGAGGUGAUCGACACAGGCUAUGGCAUCCUGGAUCGGAAGGCUUCCGGUGUCAAAUACACCAAGUCCAUUUCAGAGCCCCCAGACCAGAUGACCUAUCUUCCUUCCAGCUCUGACUUCCCUUUGGUGAGAUGCGCAGGAGCUCAGUCCCUCUUGUGCUCCUGUCUCUGUAGGGACUUACGCUUAAUCGAAGUCACUGAGACCAUCUGCAAGAGGCUCCUGGACUACAGCCUGCACAAGGAGAGGACCGGCAGCAACCGGUUUGCCAAGGGCAUGUCUGAGACCUUUGAGACACUGCACAACCUGGUCCACAAAGGGGUCAAGGUGGUGAUGGAUAUCCCCUACGAGCUGUGGAAUGAGACCUCUGCAGAGGUGGCUGACCUCAAGAAGCAGUGCGACGUGCUGGUGGAAGAGUUUGAGGAGGUGAUCGAGGACUGGUACAGGAACCACCAGGAGGAAGACCUGACUCAGUUCCUCUGCGCCAAUCACGUGCUGAAGGGCAAGGACACCAGUUGCCUGGCAGAGCAGUGGUCCGGCAAGAAGGGGGACACAGCCGCCCUGGGAGGGAAGAAGUCUAAAAAGAAGAGCAGCAGGGUCAAGGCAUCGGGCGGCGGCAGCAAACAGAGGAAGGAGCUAGGUGGCCUGGAGGAAGACCCCAGCCCCGAUGAGGAUGAGGGCAUCCAGAAGGCGUCCCCUCUCACACACAGCCCCCCGGAUGAGCUUUGAGCCUAACCCAGUACCCCCUGAACCGAGACCCCUGACCUGGAACCUGAGGAAUCCGGGACCCCGUUCUGGCUGGCGGACAGCUGUCCUGUUCCAGGUUCUCCCUGCCGGGUGGCUUGCCACCAGGAAAGACACAGGGCCAGGGAAGAACUCG
This is a messenger RNA of Lutra lutra (Eurasian river otter), 1197 nucleotides long. RefSeq names its product canopy FGF signaling regulator 3 (gene CNPY3). The record is from RefSeq and is a predicted model, not a curated record. Lineage: Eukaryota; Metazoa; Chordata; Mammalia; Carnivora; Mustelidae. The transcript has 7 exons. Gene Ontology annotation, molecular function: signaling receptor binding. Gene Ontology annotation, cellular component: endomembrane system. The coding region runs from base 102 to 1046 and encodes 314 amino acids.